AGUGCCUACCUUCUCUACUGAGGUGCACAUCCCUCUGGACUGCUGGUCGACCAGCUGGGAAGUCUCUUCAAGAAGUGCUUUUGCAGUAGCUUCUGGUGAACAUGAAUAUCCUGCAAGUCCUGGGUCUCCUACAGCUGUUGACUGUGACUGCUUUCACUCUGACACAGCCGACCCAUGACUACUGGGGAGAGUUUGGAGCCUAUGGGCCCUGCAGUCGCACCUGUGGCACAGGAGUGGCAAUGAGAACCAGGAAAUGUAUCACGUCAAGGACAGAUGGAGGACAUAACUGCAUAGGAUCUUCUAAAUCCUACCGAACCUGUAAUACACAUGAAUGUCCAGUUGGAUCUAGGGACUUCAGGGAGGUCCAGUGCUCCCAAUUUGACAGAACGGACUUUCAGAGCAAACAGCACACAUGGGUUCCUUAUUAUGGAGCAUCCAAUCCAUGUGAGCUGAACUGUGUCCCGAGAGGACAGAACUUCUUCUACCGACACAGACCCGCAGUGGUGGAUGGGACACCAUGUUAUGUGGGCCGCACUGAUAUCUGUGUGGACGGCGUCUGCAGGAUACUGAUCUACGGAGAGUUUAUGGGCUUGGAUGGGGACACUAAUUCUGUACACUCUGCUGCUCCUGUUGCUGUUGCACCUCACCCAACGGAGACACUCACGUACAUCUACAAAACCGGUGUUUAUGGCGAGUGCUCUGCCACCUGCGAUGGAGGCAUGCAGUAUCGCAGCGUGGCAUGUUGGGCUCAGGAUCCAGCCAACCCCCAUGUGGUGGACGAGUCUUAUUGCAUUACCCAGCGCCUGCAGAGGCCACAGAGCCAGCAGGCCUGCAAUAUGCAUCCCUGUGCUGCUGAGUACAGUGUCUCCAGCUUCAGUGUGUGCUCUGUGACUUGUGGGGAAGGCCAGCAGACAAGGGAGGUGAUCUGUGUGGGGCUUGGAGGUAACCAUCUGGCUGACCACGCCUGUAGUGGACUGACAAAACCUCCUUCUGUCCAGACCUGCCGCAGACCUGCCUGUCACACACAUGUCACAUGGCAUGUUACUGAGUAUGGACUGUGUACUAGAAGCUGCGAUGGUGGUGUGAGGGAGAGGAGAGUGGGCUGUUUUGAUACAGAUUUGAACCCCUACCCAGAGGCCCGAUGUGGAACAGCUAGCAGACCCGUCUCUGUAGAGGCAUGCAACUCACAGCCAUGCCCCGGAGCACAAAUGGUCCCAAGUGCUCAGGACCCAAGGGCACAUACCGUGAGAGGAUUUGUGCCCCAUGUUUCAGAAGACACCUCAGCUUCCAGGCCAUAUUCAGACAUUAGGUAUGAUCCCUACCCUGCUGUGACUGGUCCUCAAUGUGCUCAGUCAUUCUAUGGCUGCUGUCCUGAUGGCCAUACCUCUGCCACAGGGCACAGGAACGAGGGCUGCUCCCAAGAUGACUGUGUCCGCACCAGAUACGGCUGCUGUUUGGAUGGGGUGACUCCAGCUCAAGGAUUUGGAAGGGUUGGAUGUCCUGAGUACCAGGCAACUGUGCACACAGCACCUCCUGCCCCUCCAUCCACUGGUAAUGUGUGCUCCCUGCCUCGUGAUGAGGGCCCCUGUGAUACUUGGAAGGUCCGUUUCUACUAUGACUCAGGCACUGGCAAAUGUACCGGGUUCUGGUAUGGAAGCUGCCAGGGCAAUGCCAAUAACUUUGUGUCCAUGGAAGCAUGCCAGAGAGAGUGCGGGGCUGUGGUGAGGGAGCCCCCACCUGCUCCUCGCAGAGUUACCCCAAGGAGAGAAUUACCCAGAGGUCUUCUGAGGGCAAGGGCGUAACAGUGCUCACCAGCAACACCUCCAAAUCAUGGGCUAACCGGAGUGUUGUCUCUGUGAAGCUAAUCGUGAUAUUUGUGCAAGCAUAGUAUUUACAUAUAUGAAGACAUACACAAACAUGUAUUGUAAAACUCAACACAUCCCGGCUUUCUUUUAAACACAAGACUUUAGACAAGACAUUAAAAUUGAUCUAGAUAGCCUCACAUUAUAACUGACAUAAUCCCAGCUCAUGGUUCUGAUUUUAUUAUCCAUUUGAUCUUUGGCUUUUUGUUUGUGAUGCUCAGUAUAUUCAUUUGUGUAUUUUUCCCUUAUAGAUCAGGAAUAAAAUGAAGUAAUGUCAA
Molecule: messenger RNA, 2140 nt
Organism: Micropterus dolomieu (smallmouth bass)
Lineage: Eukaryota; Metazoa; Chordata; Actinopteri; Centrarchiformes; Centrarchidae
Gene: paplnb
Product: papilin b, proteoglycan-like sulfated glycoprotein
Exons: 13
Coding region: 102-1802 (566 amino acids)
Biological process (GO): extracellular matrix organization
Cellular component (GO): extracellular matrix
Molecular function (GO): serine-type endopeptidase inhibitor activity; metalloendopeptidase activity
Source: RefSeq, a predicted model, not a curated record